This is a messenger RNA of Castor canadensis (American beaver), 2593 nucleotides long. RefSeq names its product hemogen (gene Hemgn). Gene Ontology annotation, cellular component: nucleoplasm. NCBI's taxonomy places the organism in Eukaryota, Metazoa, Chordata, Mammalia, Rodentia, Castoridae. The record is from RefSeq and is a predicted model, not a curated record. Gene Ontology annotation, biological process: cell differentiation; regulation of osteoblast differentiation.
GGCAUGGCACAGCAUCCAGUACAGUCAUUUGGUGUCCUAAAAAGGACUCCAGACACUUGCUGGCAGAUAGAACCAAAUGACGCCUGGACUGCAGUGUGCACAUGCCAGGCUGUGCCUGAGGGGUUCCCUGUAUAAAUAGCAACCUAUGCCGAGGACGAGGACACCGUACCAGCCAUUUUCCCUGCUCACACCUGUGCACUGUGAUAAAGAAAGUAGAAUUUGCCUGCAGCUGCGGUCCAACCAGAUAAACCUUUUAGGCGGGAAGUCAAGUGACAAGUGAACUUGUGUGGGCUUUUUUUUUUAAGUGUUACUUGUUUUGAUAUUUUAAAAAAGCUUUGAGGCUGCUUGUGGAAGUCAGAGCAAAUACCAGGAAGGUAUUGCAGCAGGAUGGACUUGGGAAAGGACCAACCUCAUACGAAGCUCCCUCAGACACCUGACCUUCAUCAAGAAAAGACCCCUGUCCCAGAAGUCAUUGGAACCUGGAGUUUGCGAAACAGAGAACAACUCAGGAAAAGAAAAGCCGAAGCACAAGAGAAGCAAACCUCACAAUGGCUACUGGGAAAACAGAAAAAACGCAAGUGGCAGAGAACAGGAAAAGGAAAUCAAAGAGGCAGAAAGAGAGAACAAAAUGCAGAACCGAAGGUGGAGCCUCUGACACAAAGAGCAAAGGAAAUGAUGGAGAAAGCACUGACAGCUACAGAGAAAGAAACUGAGCCACCUGGGAGUGUAACCGAAGCCUUUCCUUUGGUAGCCUCCUCUCAAAAGGUUGUGCCUUUGGAACAUUCUCCUGAAAUACAUCAAGACAGCGUCAUACAUCAGGAAGAUUCUUCUGAGUAUCAAGAAAUGGUGGCACAAAGCCAUUCUUCUGAAACAUGCCAACAUGUGACUGAACCUGAAGACCUCUCUCCUAAAAUAUGCCUAGAAACAGCUGUACUUCAGGACCAGUCUUCCAAAGUAUGCCAAGCUGUGGCUCAACCUGAAAUCCUCUCUCCUCAAACAUGCCAGGACAUAGCUGUAGUUCAAGAUGACCCUCCCAAAAUGUCCCAAGAUAUGGCUGAACCAGAAGUCCCGUCUUCUAAAAUCCGCCAAGAAGUAGCUGUUCCCAAAGUCCUUCCUUCUACAACAUCUGAAGACAUAGCUGACCUGGAAGGAUACUCUCCUGAUGUGACCAAACACUCUCCCAAACCAGAUGUGAUCAAACACUAUCCUCUUGACACAUAUCAAAAGCCAGCUGGACCAAGUGAACUCAUUUCUGAGCCAGAUCAAGUAAUAGCUAAGACUGAAGGCUCCUUUCCCAAGACACAAGAAAUAGUGGUGUCUAAAAAUCUUUCUACAAAAACAUACCAAGAAACAAUUGAGCCCGAAUGCUUUUCUCAUGAAACAUAUACAGAAGUUACUGUGCCUAAAGUUUCCUCUCCUAAAACAAUCCAAGAGACACCUGGGCCUGAGGACUAUUCACCUGAAACCUACAAAGAAACUCCUGAGCCUGAAGACCUCUCUACUAAGACAUAUGAGAAUAGCCAUGUGUCUAAAGAAUGGCUUCCAGAACCAAACCAAGAGGCGGGUGGACCCCAGGGCCAGGCUUCAGAAGCACACCAGGAAGACUCUAAAGAUGUUCUCCCUUUUCCUCAAGAAUUGAAAGAAAAAGCCAAAGCAGAACCAGAAAUCCCAGCAACUCCACAUGUUCCUCAAGAGAUUCAUCCAGAAAAUGAUGUCUACAGUUAUGUUUUGUUUUAGUGAUGCCCAACCAUAAAGUUGCAGUCCAACAGAAUAUACAUCUCAAUAUUUUAUGUGUGUGAUUUUCUCAAAACAUUGUAGAAAUCGCUACAAUAUUCAUUCAUAUUUUGUUUUUCUAUUUUUAGACCAUAUUUGAAACAGAGAACUAACAUUUUUUAGACUCUUAACACAUAGACGAUAUUCUGCUAAAGGGUGUGUGUGCACAAGUGUGUAUAUAUGUAUAUCUGGGAGAAGAGAGUAGAGAGAAGUGACAAAAGGAGGAGGAGGGCUGAAAAAUGGAUUUACUCUUUUUUUUUUCUUUUGCUAGUACUGGGGUUUGAACUCAGGCCUUGGGUUUAGCUAGGCAGGUGCUCUACCACUUGAGCUAUGCCCACAGCCCUUUGUUGCUUUAGUUAAUUUUUAGGUAGGGUCUCAUAUUUUCUUUGGAGCCAGUCUCAGACUGAGAUUCUCCUUCCUGGUAUAGCCUCUUGCAUAGCUGGGAUGACAGGCCAGAACCACCAAGCCCAGCUUAUUGAGAUGGGGGGUCUCACUAUGUUUUGCCCAGGCUGGCCUAGAACCUCAGUCCUCUGAUCUCACCUCCCGAGUAGCUGGGAUUGCAGAUAUAAGCCAUAUGCCUGGUUUACUUGAGUCUUAAGAAGAGAUAAGUGAUUAAAUGUGAACAUUUAGUGUUUUGGAAGUUUAUAGUUUUCUUUUAAACUUUGUCCAAUUAUUGAUGCAAUAACAUCAAAACUUUAUUCAGGUUUUUGGAGGCUCUUAUAGUUAAUUUGAACAAUUCUUUUUUAAAAAUUAUUUUUAUUAGCAUACAGUAAUGGUACAAAGUGAGGGAUUUUAUUGUAUUUCCACACAUGUAUAUGGU